Messenger RNA from Uranotaenia lowii, 972 nucleotides. RefSeq lists its product as uncharacterized. NCBI's taxonomy places the organism in Eukaryota, Metazoa, Arthropoda, Insecta, Diptera, Culicidae. The coding region runs from base 4 to 879 and encodes 291 amino acids. The record is from RefSeq and is a predicted model, not a curated record. The transcript is spliced from 2 exons.
GAGAUGCUGUAUCAGCGCUACUUUCUCCGGAUGAAUCAGAGCAAUACGGUACACAUCGUGUGGCUACUACUAGGAUUAAUUUUUAUCUUAGCGUUAAUACAUCUCGUGUUCACCUUCAUCCUGCAGCAGUCGCUUCAGAGCUGCCGGGGCUAUGAUGGGGGAACAGCUACAGGAGGAGCAACAGGAGGAGACGCCUGGAACUCAUCAUCGAUGGUGGCAUCAUCGUCGCCAUUUCCGGUCGCUGGAUUAUCGACUUUGGCGGCAGCUUCCUCCAUGUUUCGGGAGGAUGAGCAACAGCUUCCGGUGGCGGCCGGCGGUCUACCAGGCCCAGGCUCUUCCGGCAUUUCUGUCUACAAUGAAACGUCGGAAGACGAUGAAGAUUCCGGCGGGGGAGGAAAGCUGGAAGACACCGGAGGAGGUGGUGGGGGCGCGGGUGAAAGAUUUCGCUCGGUACCAUCCGAGAUCGAAGACGAUAGUGGAUUUGCUGGAGAUGAUGCUGGUGCCAUCCUGCUAGUGCCCUCUUCGUCAGCAGAUGGUGACGAUGAUGAGCUGUCAUCGGACCAAGUCGAUGGAGGUGGGCUGGGAAUCUUUGGCCGGGGCAAACGGAGAAGAUACUGGCGGCGACGAAGACGGAACCAUGUUCGGACAAGUGAAAGUUUCCGUAGCAAAUUGCUUCCGACUUCCGACGAUGGGAGGGACAAUAAUAUCGGCGAGAUGAUGAUGGGGGACGAAGAAGCACCAGAGGAUCAUAACGAUAAUGUCAACGGCAUCGUAAUUAAUCAUGUGGGAGCUGCCAACAGGAGGAGGAUUGAGAGCAAUCGUCGAUGGCGCAGACGGAGGCGGAUGUCGGAGGAGGAAUCCAGGGAAGGGUGCCGGUGAUGAUGUUGGAAUGUGGAGACACCGGAGAAGUGUCUCUGGGGCCAGUGAAAAUAGUGAUUCGAACCGGUUGGAUUCCGCCAUCGAGAGACAGGA